CAUAAUAUGGUGCGGGAAGCUUUGCCUAAUACGGUGCCGUUCCAGUCCAGGUUACAAGUUUCAUUCUUUCCCUUGUUUUCCCCUGUCCAAUUACACUCCAAGUGACGGUGGUGGCGCUCGGUGGCGACGGCGGCGGCACUCUCUUCAGCAACCUAACGUAGUGAUAAGGAAAAUGGCGUUCAGAGGGAAAGAGAUGAUGAAGAAAAUUCUGAAGACAGUGGGAGAGAAGGGUUUGAGUCGAAGGGAAAAGGAAUCGUUGGAGAAAUGCAUACCUCGAAGCAAGGUUGUCAUGAAUCGCGCCAAACGCGGUCUCUUCGCCGGGCGACAUAUUCAGUUCGGAAAUCGUGUCAGUGAAGAUGGCGGUAACAAGACAAGGAGAACUUGGAAACCUAAUGUCCAGGAAAAGCGGCUCUUCAGUUAUAUCCUAGAUUGCCAUGUUCGUGUUAAAGUCACCACCCAUGCCCUGCGAUGCAUAGACAAGGCAGGUGGGAUUGAUGAGUACUUGCUGAAAACUCCUUAUCGCAAGAUGGACACUGAAAUGGGCAUCCUUUGGAAGGCAAAGAUUGAGAAGUUGUAUGAAGAGCUUGGCAAUAAGGAGGUUGUAUUCUUUUCAGCCGAGGAUGAAGCAAAGUUUGAACAGGACUUUAAAGAUUUGAAACUAUCUGAAAGGGAAGCACAAAAGGAGGUCAGAAGAAAAAUGUACUCUGGGAUGAGCAAGCACAAGCUAAUUGAGGCAGAACGAAAAGAUGAUCAAUCUAUUGGCGAAGAAGAAAUCUCGCAUGAUUCAUCAAAACAGGUGGUCCCUGUUUCGUACGUCUUAGCUGCUGACAAGCUCAAAGUUGGAAGUAUUGUUUCCAAUUAAUGUUAUGCCCACCGAUAUGGCCGUGUAAGCUCUAUUAGUCCAUAGAGUAUGAAAGUCUAUGUUCUUUGAUUUUUGGAACAUGCUGGUUUUUUCACUCAGAUUUUUGUUCUAAUGCCUUAAACUUUGUGGAGCCAAUAGCAUAAUCUAUUGUGGCGAAAUAAUAAUGUAGUUCUAUAUUUCUAGGGGCACUGUAUUUUCCGAUGGCAACUUGGUACAAUCAAUAGAGUAUUGUUUUCAUUUUUCAUGUUA
Molecule: messenger RNA, 1111 nt
Organism: Cajanus cajan (pigeon pea)
Lineage: Eukaryota; Viridiplantae; Streptophyta; Magnoliopsida; Fabales; Fabaceae
Product: Ribosomal L28 family
Cellular component (GO): mitochondrial large ribosomal subunit
Molecular function (GO): structural constituent of ribosome
Source: RefSeq, a predicted model, not a curated record